AUGGGGUGAAGGACUGUCCAACUACAUCUACGUAUCAGAUAAAGCAGAUCAAGUUUUAUAUUCAACAAUGGAUAGAUAACUUAAAAAUCUCAUCGAUUGGUGAGAUGCUAUUUGAAGAAAUUUGAUUCCAAAGGGUUUUUGUCUUCCAGGUAAGAAAUUCCAACUGAUAAAAGGAAUAAACUGAAAGGAGUUUUAAAGCUCAAUAAAUAUUGAUGAUCAGGCGAUCGGUGGUGCGAUUAUGAGAAACGACAAUGAGAAGAUGGUCUUUGGAAUUCACUUUCCGGUUGAUGCUUCUUCGCCGUUGGAAAUGAGUUGAAGACGAACCUCUUUGCAACACGGUGGGUGAUUCGAGCUUGUGAACUUUCAGGUUAAUUGAUUCUAAUUCCAGAAUGGCCUAGUUGGUGAUUUGGUCCAGUCCAAAUGAUCUAGCUUUAUCAGCUAGACGGCCUACUUCAUGGAUUUAAAUUGGGUAAGGUUUGGUCCCCCACACACAAUUUCUUUUUGUUGUUUGUCACUUGCAUUGUAUCUCUUGAAGAGGUUUUGGUCUAGUCAUUAUGGAUCCACAGAAAUCAUUGUGUUUAAGUUUCUGACAAUUUUUUGUAAUUUCGUGGGGCUCCGUAAGUUAAUGCAAAGAGAAACUGAUAUCAAUAGAGCCUUGGAGCACAGUAGCCAUAGAGGAGCUCAGACAGCAUGCGUCGAUCAUCAACGGUUUCCCUCUCCAAACAAACACUAUAAGCAAUUGAAGAAACAAGCUUACUCAGAGAAACUUUGACCCAUGGUUCAUUUUUCUGAGAUGAUUUUUUAGGACAUGUAACCAAAAGUGAUUGAUGCCUCAAUAUCUUUCGUCAAGACGAUAUUAGGGACCCCAAAUUCAACAGAGCGAUUUGCUAUAAAUCUAGUUGCACUACUUCGGAUAACUGCCUGCCAACAAACAAGUUGAACACACAACUCAAAAUUUACAAAAAGU
Messenger RNA from Cuscuta epithymum, 967 nucleotides. Lineage: Eukaryota; Viridiplantae; Streptophyta; Magnoliopsida; Solanales; Convolvulaceae. The record is from the annotation of a GenBank genome assembly.